Sitodiplosis mosellana (orange wheat blossom midge) is the source of this 4597-nucleotide messenger RNA. It is a transcript of the gene ear, whose product is annotated as protein AF-9. Lineage: Eukaryota; Metazoa; Arthropoda; Insecta; Diptera; Cecidomyiidae. Gene Ontology annotation, biological process: regulation of DNA-templated transcription. The record is from RefSeq and is a predicted model, not a curated record. The coding region runs from base 908 to 3352 and encodes 814 amino acids. The transcript has 4 exons. Gene Ontology annotation, cellular component: super elongation complex.
AAAUUGGCGCCAUAUAAAAUUCACCAUAGACGUAGUAUAGUGCAUACGAGUUCAACACGAAUGGCAAAUAGUGAGCGAGAGUAAGUGUAUAUGUGUGGAAUGAUGAAGAUGUAUUGUAGCCGCCUUGGAAUAGAGUGAGAAAGAAUGACCGACGAACCAACGAACCAACAAAUAAAGAAAAACGAUUCACUGACACAUACGCAUACAUUGACAGUUUGCAUUUCGUGCCGUAUUUUUCGUUUUUUUCUUUCGGUAGUAUAUGUAUGUGAUAUGACACUAAUUGAAUCGCGCAAACAAAAUAUUCUGAGAGACGACGGGCCCCGAACAUCAAAUGAAAACUCACUUAUAAACCACAUGAAGCGAUUGUGCAGCAUAUUCGAUGGUGUAUUUUUUUCUUCGUUCUUUAAAUAAUUGUUGUGGAAUUAGCGAGAGAAAAAAAAUAGCAGAUUGGAAUAGCAAGCGAUUGAAAUUGUUCGUUGUAUUGGAGAAUAAAGUGUGCAAAGGGUGUAUUUGUUCAGGUGCCGUGUAAAGGUGGCGAUUCGCGUACAAUCACACACUAAAAAAAAAAUAAGGUUGACGGCGCGAGAGAAGUAAACGAAAAAAAAAAGUCGCAGUGGAUUGUUGUGUUUUCAUUGUUCAAGCGCAAUGUUUUGGUUGUUGCUCCAUGCGCUUUGAUCGAGCAACGAGAUAAAUGUUCGCGAUAAAAGUGUGUGACGCGUGAAACUACACACAAUUUUUUAUCCAUUGAAUUUCCGAUUGGUUUUCUUUUUUCGUUUUACAUUCGUAAAUUAUUCAUUUUCGGAUCAAUUAAACAGAAAGGAGCCUCAUGUGAUUCCGAGUGCAGUCAACGUUUUUGUUUUUCUUCGCACCAACAAAACAUCAUCACUUCUUUGUGUUGUCUAACAAAAUGCGAAUAAAAAUAGCAUUUGAAAUUGGCCAUGUGGCACAGCCAAAAAGUAAAGCAUCGCCUGAAGGAUUUACACACGAUUGGGAACUAUAUGUACGCGGCGCUGAUGGUAGCAUCAUUAAUCGAUUCGUUGAAAAAGUCGUCUUUAAUCUACAUGAAUCGUUUCCAAAACCCUGCCGAGUCUACAAAGAACCGCCAUACCAGUUGAAAGAGUCCGGUUACGCCAGUUUCAACUUACCCAUUGAUAUUUACUUAAAAGCGGGACCACGCGACGAUCCAAAAAAGUACUCAAUCUUAUAUGACUUGGACAUUUCCAAGACGACUGUACAAAAGCAUCCAGUGUACAUAUCAAAUCCAUCGAGUGAAUUUCGUCAUAAGCUACUUGAAGGCGGCGGCAUCAUGAUCAAUAACGACGGGCACCCGAGUGAUGAACGUACGUACUCACAGCCGGAUUCAACGACAAAACCUCGGCCGCAGACUAGUAGCGGUAGCGGUGUCGGUGUCGGUGGCAGCAGCAGCAGUAGUAGUAGUAAGAAGCACAAGAUCAAAUCGGAUGAUAUAAAACCGACGAGCACAUUUGAAAAUUUAUUCGGUUCACCGAUAAUAAGCUCAAAGAAUUCGCCCGAUCCGAAACUCAGCAAUAGUAGUAGUAGUAGUAGCAAAUUACCAAUAACGAAUAGUGGUAGUAAGAAUUCAUCACAAAAGCCGCCAAAGGAGCGAACAUCGGAGAAGAGUAGCAAAGAGAAGCGUGAAAAAAAGGAUAAAUCGGGUAGUACACCAAAAGAGGGUAGCAAAGAGACAUCCACAAAAAAAUCGGAUGACAAGCACGAGCGUCGUGAGGAGAAGCGAAAAGAGAAAAGCACCACCAAGGUUCGUGAACGCAGUAAGGAGAAGUCAUCAAAGCGGCCACCAAGCCCAAAACCCACUAGUCGCAGUCCAAAACGUUCAGCAUCACCGCCACGGGCUAGUUCAAGCAAUAGCAAUCGACACGAAAGCAUCAAUUCAAAAUACGAUGAAAAAGCGGCGAACAGUAGUUCGGGUAAAAAGUCAAAAAAAGAGAAGCGUGACAAGUCAAAAGAGCGCGAACGAUCGACAUCGGAAAAGAACAGCAAAGAUACUAAGCAUCAAAUGCAACAACAGGCCAAACAAAAAGAUGAAAAACCGAUCAGCAAAACAAUGGUGGAAAAGGUGAAUGGAUCGAGUAAAAAGGAUGAGCAUGAAUUGCCAAAGGAACGUGAUAAAAGCAACAAAUAUCGAACAUUCGAUACAAAACCGCCAUCGCCGCUGGAUGUGCCACCACCGAAAAUUUCCACACCGACUGAUUCGAAAAAGUCACAUGACAAAGACGAGCGCAAGCACAAGCACAAGAAAAAAGACAAAAACAAGGAUAAAGAUCGCAAAAAGUCGAAAUCCAAAGAUAUCUCCGAUUCAAGUCCAAUGUCAACGUCAUCAAAUCGCAAGCACUCCAAUGCACCAACGCCAACGGCACAAACAAGUGGCCGUGUUUCAAAUGCCAAAACCAAUGCAAUGCCCGCAUCGAUGUCACAAUCGAAUCAAUCGUCAAGUGAAUUUGAUGACGAUGAUUAUAUGGAUCGAACGUCACCCAAGCCCGACAAAGUGAGCAGCUCAAAUGACACAAACCAAUCAAUGGACCAUUUAAUUGAACCAAUCCCAGAAAUAGUCACACCACGAUCCAAUCAAACGGAUUCACCGAAAAAACAGGCGGAAAAAUCGUCGGGCAAAAAGAGCAAAGAGCCCAAAUCGAAUCAGAGUUCGGCAUCGAAAGAGGAAAAGAAGAAAAAGCGCAAAAAUAAAACGGACAAACAGAAACAUGAGGACAGUGGCAAUUCGAGUAAGCGUAAAACUCAAUCACCCAUCGGCAACGAUGAGCCACCGUCAAAAUUCUAUAAAAAAGAUGAUGAGAAAUUACCAAAAAUUAAAGAUGACACACAGCUCGAUUCAAUAAAAUUGUUACCUGGUCGAACGCCGCCCGUGCCCCACCUCACCGCAUCACCAUCCACUCAAAAACUAUACCAUCAAUCGCCCGACUCAUCGAAACAGGUGAAUCUGAAACGAAAUGCCGAGAGUGUAAUGAGUAAUAAAUCAAAAUUGGCUCACAUAUCACCCGCAACCACAUCCAGUUCACCGUCAUCGGACGAUGAUGAAACAAAACCGCCAAUAUCAUCCGCACAACAACCGCCGCUACCGCCACCAAUGAAUCAAUCAUCACAACACACCGAAUCACCCGGUGACAAACAGUACAUAGCGCAAUUGAAAGCGCUACAGCAAAAAAUCUUAACACUCGAUAAUAACGAUGAAUUGCAACAGGUGGUGGAAAUGAUAGCCGCAACCGGCUGCUAUGAAGUCACCAAUCAAACAUUUGACUUUGAUCUGUGUGCACUCGAUCGAACGACUGUGCGACGGCUACAAGAACGACUUGGCUGAUGAAUGCAGGCACCAACGCAAUUCGGUUGACAACUCAAAAUUCACAAAUUUAAACUUUCACAAAGAAUUUUUUUUCUUUCUCGAAGAAUAAUUUCGGUGAAAAAAAAAAAUUCCCGAAAUUUAUUUUUUUUUUCUUAGCAAUUUUGACAAAUUUUCAUUUUUCGAGAUAAAAUCUGUGUAUAAUUGUACUUCUACUCAUUCAAUGGCCAGCAUAUAUGGACACACACAAUUUUGUUUAGUCCACAUAGCCAACCAUAAACUACUAAAAAUACAACAUAAUAUUUGAAAUAUUUAUCGAUUACCUCAAGGCUCUAAGUUAAUUCAAGUUAUUAUUCGUUUUUUUUUUGUUACAUGUCACAAUUAAAUUGCAAACGAAAUUUUUUGAUUGUGUAAUUCUCUGAUUACUACUUCGUUGAAGUAAAAAAAUAAUUUUUGGAAUGAAAAAGAAAAUUCAUGCAAAAAUGAAGAAUGGAAAAUUCAACAAAAACAAAAGAAAAUAACAUAAUGUACAGUAUGAUGUACCUCAGUUGUAGGAAACAACCACUUUUCUUUGCUCUAGUAAAUAAGGAAUUAUCUCGUGGACCAAAAAACAAACACACACACAGAACCUGUUUUUAUAAUUAAGGCAGACUAACCAUAAUCACAUACACACCCCUAUAUCGACUCUUCCAUUUGAUGUGGAAAAUGAAAAGAAAUGAUUUUUUUUCGAUGCUAGAAGUGGACAAUAUCGAGCUUAAAAAGACAAUUUUUUGAGCUUCUUGAACAUUUUGAUGACACUUGAACUGAAUUCCAUGGAGAAUUUCAUGACUUUUGCGUUCUGAUUCGUUGUGAAUAGGUUUUUUGUUUGUAACAAAUCAAACUGCUUCCAUCAGAAAAAAUCAUUUCUUUUCAUUUUUCCAAUCCAAUACCUUUCUUGUUGAUAAUAAAUUUAAAAAAGACAUUUUUUCACAUGAUUUCUUACCUUUUUAACCGGCAAAUAGGCGGUAUCAUCCGUUCAGUUCUAUUUAAAAUGAUUUUUUUUCUUCAAUUUUUUCAUUUCUUUUCUAAAAAUUUCGAAAUAUUGUUCAAAAUUUUCAUUUAAAAAAUAUGCACCGGCAAAACUAUGAGAUUGUUUCCUAUUUGAGUGACUUAUGUUAUAUUCCCAUUCACCAACAAAAAAGAUUGUCGUAAUUAUUAUUAUUUAUUUCGUGUAAUUUCAAAAGAAAUGAAUGGCAUCAAAUACAUGUUUAUUUCUUCUAUUUAUCA